Messenger RNA from Myxocyprinus asiaticus (Chinese sucker), 6150 nucleotides. Its product is annotated as RING finger protein 44-like. NCBI's taxonomy places the organism in Eukaryota, Metazoa, Chordata, Actinopteri, Cypriniformes, Catostomidae. The transcript is spliced from 12 exons. Bases 419 to 1771 code for a protein of 450 amino acids. The record is from RefSeq and is a predicted model, not a curated record.
CGGGCUCAUAGGGGUAUGUCACAAAACCCACACAGAUAGACGGCGGAUGAGAACGGGUUCAACCGAGUACAGUGAAUUCGGGAAAGUGUGAUGCUUUCAGGGGGCGAUUGUUGUGCGCGAGACGCGGAGAGCAAUGCCGUAUUCUGCCUUUUUUUUUGCUCGCGCGACCGACUGUUUGUACCUAUUUCCCACUUCAGUGGUGAAAUCCACGGAAUGUUCCAUUAACAGGAACAGCUGAUGAUCAUGCCGCCGCACAGAAUAUGGGAGAGAUGUGAAGGAUUACAAGGAGAAAUAUCAGCGACUGAGAUGCUCGCAAAUUAACAAUCAGAGUUACGACAGUCUGAGGCUUUUAGACACAAGUGCCUCUUGCACUACUGGUCCCCCACCCCAAGUGUGUCUCAUUUGCACGACGUCACAAAUGCGACCAUGGGAAGUAGCAGUGAGUAGGCGGCCAUCAACAGCCCCAUUAAACCAGAGGAGAGUCGUCGGGGAGCCUUGCAUCACCCCUCUGCACCUCAGGAGAAGUCCUCCAGUACGACGUCAGUGGGGGCAACGAGAUAUACCUGCUGUGCACACUUCCCUGCGUCAGGAUGAGAACUUCCACCACAUGGUCUUCACCCAGCAUCAGCAGAUUCCCUUAGAUGAGUCCAGGCAAUAUAGCCAUACCAGUGCACCUCCACGCAUGCUGCAUACUGCCACACAACCUCCCCAACAGAGCUCCAUCAUGGUGGAUCUUCAUGAACAGAUGCAUCAAGGAUCAGUUCCAAUAUCCUAUACAGUUACUACGGUGACAACCCAUGGCUUUCCCAUCCACACCGGGCAACCUAUUCCAGCCUGCAAUGCUCAGCAGCUCCCAGCAUGCUCGGUAAUGUUCAGCGGACAGCUCUCUCUGCUCUGCUGCCUUCCUCCUCCACUCAUUCAAGCCUGCACCAUGCAGCACCUGCCGGUGUCCUAUCAGGCAUUUCCACCAUUGAUUUCCAGUGAGCAUUUUAUCCUGCAUCCCAGUCCUCCAGUGCCACCCCACCAGCCUCCUCAUCUGCCUCCACUCAAUCAGUUUGUCCCCUUACAGCCCCAACACCCGCGCAUGCCUCUGCAGAGGGUGGAGAAUGAAGUGGAUCUGCGAGGAGACCAGCAUCCGUUAGGAACGUUCUCUUAUCCUCCAGCCCACCAUCCACCAGCAAUGACCCCCUCCGUCCCCCUACAGUACCUCCCCCAAGAGCCCCUCCAUCAAGAGCUACCCUACGGAGUGCCAUAUCCACACAUGCUGCCGAGGCGUAUGACUGGACAGAGGUACAGGUUACAGCAGCCUCUGCCUCCCCCACCCCCUCCACCACCCUAUUACCCUGGAUUCCUUCCGUACUUCCUCUCAAUGCUUCCUGUGCCUCCGACUGCUAUGGGUCCUGCUAUCAGUCUGGACUUGGAUGUAGAUGAUGUAGAGAUGGAGAACUAUGAGGCGUUAUUAAAUCUUGCUGAGAGACUUGGUGAAGCGAAACCUCGUGGACUGACGAAAGCUGAUAUAGAGCAGCUUCCAUCCUACAGGUUCAAUUUAGAAAACCACCAAUCUGAACAAACUCUGUGUGUUGUGUGCUUUAGUGAUUUUGAGUCAAGGCAGCUUCUUCGAGUAUUACCCUGUAACCACGAAUUUCAUGCCAAGUGUGUGGACAAGUGGUUAAAGAAACGGGAUGCGAGUGACACUGUCACAGGGCAACCCAGUUCAUUUUUCCUCAACCACGACAAUAAUGACAACAUGGACAGAUACAUGGAAAAAUAGAGACCAAUCGCACCUGUCCAAUCUGUCGAGCCGACGCAUCUGAAGUUCAUCGUGACGUGGAAUGAGUUCAGGCUUUUGUCCUUCACUGGAAAGCAGCACAAAUCCUUGAGUGUGUUCUGUGAGUGGGGACGGACACCUGUUCUCCAGCCAAGCGCAAAUCUACCCACCUCACCCUGCUCCCAAACCCCACUUCUACAAUAAGCAAUCUUGGAAUUUGUAUGGAAUUGUGUGUUUCACGAAAGCUACUGCCUCCACUUCCGAGUUCUGGAAUUGUGAUCCUUUUUUUUUUUUUUUUAUAGGUUUUUUCCAUGCCCCUUGUUUUUCACAGAUUCCGAAAAUAACCUGUAAUACGUGUUGUGUUGGCAUAUUUGUUUACACAAUUGAAUAUUCUCUAGUUGUUUGAUCAUGAAUAAUUAAAAAUCGUGCUUUAGUGUCGUAAGGGACUGCGGGGGUGGGCCUGGAUUAUGGUUGUUUUUUGGCUUUACCGUGCAAUCAGACGAAUUCGUAGGAAGUCUAAAGAAUGACAAGCGCCAGUCUGCUUUUGAAUCGCCAUCAUAGAUGCAUGUCUGUGUAUGUGAUAGGCUCAAGGGACUUGUUAAUAAUCUAUGUUUUGCAAUAAUGUAUUGAUCAUUUGAAUAUCUUAAUCCUGAUUAUCUUUUAUCUGCAAAUGCUAUUGUGAAGGUGUGACUUUCAAUGGUUUAAAGUUCAAAGGCCUGAGAUUAAAGACAAAAAUGAGGACAAAUACACAAGGACUGCAAAUGAUGGAUGCUAUUCCAUCUGAAAUCUCCACCUGGGAUUUCAUCACAGUAAUAGAGACAUUAAAGAAGUGAGCUCUGUGAUGAGCCGUUGCUGUGGAGUUUUUGCUUUUGCUGUCGGCUGGCACGGGCAAUUGGACUGGCCCAUGAAAACACAGGGACAAGGACAGCACACUGCCUCUGCCAGCUCCCACCUGACUGUACUGCACAACCCCCAUCUGUUCUGGACUGGCCCUCUUCAGCCCGAUCCAACACUCACCUGUGUAAUUCUGUCAUCUUCUGGGUGACGGCAACACGCAGGAAAACAUCUUACAUGGACUGUUCUUUUAGACUAGCAAUAUUUUAAUAAACAAGAUCCACCACAUUUCAACCGAAGCUAACAAAAAGAGGAACAUCAAGCUAAACCAGAGAGCUUUGGGAAUUGAACAACCUUUAUCUUGCAAUUUUCUCAUCUCUGCAUUUACAGUGGAGGCCAGGAGAUAUCGCUUGCCUGUCCAGAAAGACUUUGGGAGAGGGUGGAACACUUGCAGAAAGCAAUAUGUGCAAUGAGUGUCUGAAGUGAAACAUUUUGGCCUGGUUUCUGGAGCACUACGCUUUUUUUAUUUCCACAUUCAUGAGCCAAAUAAUCAAUAUAUAUACUCUACAAGAUCUUAGAUCUGCCUUCUCAAGACCUUGACAAGCACAAACCUGUUACUAAUCUUUAAAUCUUCAGUUCCUCUUUUAAAAGUAUAUGUUUUUUUUUUUUUUUAAGUGGUGUUAUUUAUUGGUUUUAUCUUCUGAGAGUUUUUGAAGGAUUCAGUCUGAAUACUGAUGCAUCUUCUAAUGUGUUUUAUUUUGCUUCCCAUUGUCAGGUCUCAGGCCAUGUUCACAUUGUAAAGUGAUGUGAAAGAAGAAAAAAACAUUGUAUGCAUAGCCUUGGUGGAAAGGUUGAAAUUAUAGUCUUGUUUUUAAGACAAAAAGAAUGUUGACACCCUCUGUAUUUCUAGAUAAAUAGAUAGUUUACCCAAAAAAGUAAAAAUGCUGCCAUCAUUUAUGUUGUUCCAAACACAUAUGACUUUCUAUUUUUUAGUACAUAAAAGGCAGAAUUAAGGCCAGAGUAUAUUCCGUUUUUUCUGCAUAUGGUUUGUGCACAGCGUGCAAUGAAAAUUUUGUCAUCAGCACCAUGCACGGACUGUCUAGUUUCUUUUUUCUCUCUUUUUUUUUGUUUUUGUUUUUUUUUUUUAGAAACUCAGGCAGUCUGUGUCUUUGCGCAUCGUUAUCACAUGCGCCUGCUGUUGACUCUGCUAAUAGAGUAUCACAGAAUAGUCGAAGCGUGCAUGCUUUCAAUUCGUCCAUAUUGGCUUGUGGUCAAAAGAGUGUACUUUGAAAGGCUGAGCGCCCAACCGUGCUUGUCACGGAAUGGUACUCUGAGACUUAAGACUAGGGUAUACUUAUAUACCCUAGUCUUCAGUCACCAUUCACUUUUUUUUCUUCUCCCCAUUCACUGUAAAAAAGAUACAAUAAAAGUGAAUGGCAUCUGAAGCUAACAUUCUAAAAUUCAAUUUUUCCACAGAAGAAAGUCGUACAGGUAUGGGGCAACAUAAGGAGUCACUGAUGCAAGAAUUUUCAUUUUUGGGUGAAAUAUCCCUUUAAGCCCUCUCCUGUGUGCCAGUUGAGUGUAGUUGUUCCACGAAUAUCCCAAACAGGAUUUGAAAUGGUAGAGACAGAGUGUUUGGGUUGUUUAAAUAGAGGGGAAAAAAAGCACUGUAAAACACUCAACUCACAGUUCACUCGAUUCCAAAAACAAACCUGAACAUUUUGUUCGGGGGAAAACUAUUUUGGGUAUAUAUAACUAUUUGGGUAUACUUUUUUUUCCCUAAGUACUUUAAUUAUAGGACUUAUAUAUAUAUAUAUAUUUUCCUGAGUCGUUUGUCCACUGGAAAGUCAUUGUAACUUAAUGCACACUGGCUUUCUCGGGUAAAGGGACUCUUUUAAUGAGAAUGUGAGGAUCUUGCGUUUGCGUGCCAGGUUUAAAAAAAAGCCAUUGUAAUGAAUUAAAACAACACUUUUGAUAAGUAAUCUAUGUAUACAUAUCUGUUCACUGGCAUAUAUUUUAAGUAUAUAGAAAAAAGAAUAAUCACUCAGGGCCUCUCGGUAAUUAAAAAUAAAUUAAGGAAAACAGUCCACUUCAAAUGGGUUUGAUGCCAUGGAGAUAUAUUUGGGUAUUAUGGGUUGUUUUCCUCCGGCCAUGCAUAUUUUAAAUGUAAUCAACUAAACUAAUAUUCAUUUUUUUAAAUAGCAGUAAAUAUUAUUCCAUUAAAAGACUGGCAUGCAAUGAAAAAAAGAAGAAAAAAAAGAUGAAGUUACUUGUAUUGAGUGAGAAUGGGCUUUGUCACAGCAGCCAAUCAUGUAGUGUGUAUGUUACUCAAACCUGUUUUCCAGCUGUUCAGUUUCUGUGUUUUUGAACCACACAAACAGGUUGUAAUCCCAUUUGCAAACGUGCCUCGGUGCACAGUGUUUGCAUGAUUUAAGGGUUCAAAUCAAAGCAAUGAAAAAAAUGACAAAUUAAAUCUGUAUUUUCAGUGAAAGAUAUCUAGUCAGGGGUGGGCAAGAAUUUAAUUGUGCACCAUAUGCAUGCAUGUCUAACCAGGUCCCGACUGGUUUUUAGGUAGAUCUAGUUGGCUAUGGGUUCUGGGGAUAGGGGACUUUUUGCUCAGCUGAUAACUGCCAUGCACUGUACUGCACAUAUUUGUAACAGAACCAAAUGACUACAAGAUUUGAUUGUGCUUGUACUUGCAAAAGAACAAAAACAAUAUAUAUAGGACGUUAGACAUUAACAAAGUUGCGCUUGAUGCCUGUAGUAAGCGAGCGGCUUUUGAGAUGGGAAAUAUGAUUGGCUCCUCACCACAUUUGUGCUUCUUUAUCAUUGCCUCAGUGACACCCUUGACUGGAAUCUAGAUAAUGGAAAGCCAUAUAGUAAAAAGGUGCUAGAUAUUCUGUAUUUAGGUGUAAUGCUACAUUCACAUAAGAGAAUGCUAUAGUUUGUUAUGGGUCUCUGUUCAUACAGCAUGCAGUGCUAGUACCCAAACGACAGUCAGCAACAGUUAAUUACAUUAUCAACAGGGGUUUCCAUAAAAAAAAAAAAAAAUAAUAAUAAAAAAAAAACUACUUAGCUUUACUUGUAUGUGCUGGUAGAUAGUGACCGUUUCAAAAUGUGUCUUGUAAAAGAUUCAUUUACUGCCCAAGCGAUCCGAUUUGGUACAUCUGCCUUAAACUGAAGUUGAAGGUAUUGUCUGGGGGUAAAAUAAACGGCACUAUCACAGCGCUAUCACUCACCAAAAUGGUCGAAAAAUAUAUGUACCUGUUGUGUACGGUUUCUCAACCUUGAGCAUCUGUAAUUGUUAUGGUUUAAGAAUAAGUUGUUGAUAUACACUCAAGCACUUUUGCUUGGGUUAACCGGCUGUGGACUCUUUCUAAUAUAUCCUUGUUUAGAUUUAUAAAGGAAUUUUUCACAGUAACCAAGAUUCCUUGAAAGCCUCAGUGUUACCUGUACUAAAUUACUAAAAAGAAAAAUAACUAUGAGUUAUGAUAAAUAGAAUCUUGUAGUCUUUCUGUGAUUCAACUAAUAAAUAAUCUCACAGCUUG